Messenger RNA from Portunus trituberculatus (swimming crab), 966 nucleotides. RefSeq names its product protein IQ-DOMAIN 14-like. The transcript is spliced from 5 exons. Bases 1 to 966 code for a protein of 321 amino acids. The record is from RefSeq and is a predicted model, not a curated record. Lineage: Eukaryota; Metazoa; Arthropoda; Malacostraca; Decapoda; Portunidae.
AUGCCUUGCUGCCGUACAUCCUAUUCCCCUCCACUCUCACACCGUAGACUAGCCACUGCUCCUUUCACCCUUUCAUCCUCUUAUCUACCCGCCCACCUCCCGUCCAGCGCCCUCUCACCACCCACCUACAACCCAGCCACAGCUCAGCCACAGCCCAGCCACCCACCCACCCACACUGCACUUCCACCCCCUGACCCGCCCGGUGCUGGCUUGUGUGGGAGGGCUGAGAGGCGAGUCUUCCUGAGUGUUCCCGCGUGCUCCUGUCCCCUGCGCCUCUCCUGCUCCGGCCCGCCCCCCGCCUCGCUGCUCGCCGAUACGGUACAAGAUUCAAAGGUUCAAGUAACUCAAAGGUUCAGAGCGGGGGAGGAGGGGAAUCAGAGCCGGCGGAAGGGGGAGGGUGUUCUGACCAGCGAGUGUCACGGCGGCGGCCAAUCCCAUCUGACCUCUGAGGGCACGCGUGGUGGACACCUGGCCGGCCCGCCCCUCGCUCCACCCAUCACUGCCCACACCUUGCCGCCCCACCACCCCUCACUGCCCAGCCUCGCCUCCCUGUCCCCUCACCACCCCUUACUGCUCCUACCUCGCCUCCCUGCCCCCUCACUCCUUCCAUCAUUGCCCCCUAUUCUCUGCCAGACCCCCCAAAUUACCAGCUUAACACCCCCGUCCCCCUUCCUGGUCAAGCCACUGCCCACACCUUGCCUCCUCCUUCUCUCCCUCCCUCCCUCCCUGCCGUCCGUCACUGCCCCCUGCCUUCAGUUCCUGGUCACUGCAUGCACCGCCCGCCGCACUACACCGCCCCGAGCCCUGUGUGCCGCGCCCCGCCCUGACCCGCCGCAGAUAAAGCACUACCCAGCCAGCAGGAGGCGUCAGAAGCCCACCAAGGCACCGCAGGGCCACACGGGCGGGUCUUACCGGUGUUCGGACGUCGCCUGCAUGAAGAACUGCUCUCAGAUUUGCAUAGUUUAA